CACUAGAAAAUGUGUUUAUUCUGUGACAAAUGAUCUAUAGUUUUUGUCUGUGUCUAACAUAACCUGAAAGUGAAUACAUAAAGUCAUAAACCCUACCAUUUCUAUUUUUUUUCCUAACCAUACUUUUCAGAACAACAAGAAAAUGUGUGAGAAAGGCGACAUUUUGAAUUUAUUCGAACAGAAACCAUUAGUAACAGUUUGCGCACCAAUGGUCCGUUACAGUAAAUUGCAGUUUCGAACACUGGUACGGGAAUACAAUUGUGACUUGUGCUACACCCCGAUGAUUAUGGCAGACUCGUUUUGUCGCAGUGGUAAAGCAAGGGACAACGAAUUUACAACAAAUUUGGAGGAUGCUCCGGUAAUUGCUCAAUUUGCUGCCAAUACAGUGCAAGACUUUGUAGGUGCUGCUCAUAUGGUCUCACCGUAUUGCAAUGGUGUUGACCUUAAUUGUGGUUGUCCACAAACUUGGGCAAAGCAGCUAGGUAUCGGUUGUGCAAUGCUAAAUCACCCAGAGGUCAUAUCAGACUUAGUACGACAGUGUCGUAAUCAAAUUUUGAAACCCUUCACUGUUAGUGUAAAGGUACGAGUACUUAAAGAUGUUAGGAGAACUAUUGAGACAUGCAGGCAGUUAGAAAAAGCAGGUAUUAGCUUUCUAGCUGUACAUGCAAGGACACCAUCACAAAGUGUAGGCACAAUUGACACAAACACUUUAAAAUUGAUUGUUGAAAAUGUACACUGUCCGGUUAUUGGAAAUGGAGGUGUGAAAACCUUGGAUGAUUGUCUUAAUCUCCAGAAGGAAUCAAGUUGCAAUGGUGUAAUGGUUGCAAAUGGGUUGUUAACAAAUCCAACUCUAUUCACUGGUACAGAAUCUACCCCACUUGAGUGUGUACAAAAAUGGUUAGAUAUAUGUUUCAACAGCACCCUUGGUGACAAUUUAUGCAACCAACUUACAAUUCCAGAACGUCCUCCCAAUUUAACAUUUCAAUGUUUCCAUCACCAUUUAGUAUUUAUGUUAGAAAAGUUGUUAACAAAGAGUAAACGUAGAAUAUUUAAUAGCUUACAGCAUUUUGAUGAUGUUUUAAGGUUUCUACAGUACCAUUUAGAUUUAAAACCUCAAGUCUAUGGUGGAAAUAUGUUUAAGAAACGCCAGAUUUUAAAUUUAGAUUAUAAUGGUCGUGAUAGUGUAUACAACAAAUUAAAGCUACCUUAUCAAACUGUUACAGAAUUAGCAAAAGUAGAAUAUAGUUAUGAUAAUGAUGGAACAUUUUUUAAAAGUAAAUUAGUGGAAGACGAUUCGAUAGAAUUUGGCUUGGAAAAUAUAUUCAUUUAAAGAAAAUAA
Molecule: messenger RNA, 1339 nt
Organism: Photinus pyralis (common eastern firefly)
Lineage: Eukaryota; Metazoa; Arthropoda; Insecta; Coleoptera; Lampyridae
Product: tRNA-dihydrouridine(20a/20b) synthase [NAD(P)+]-like
Exons: 6
Coding region: 143-1330 (395 amino acids)
Biological process (GO): tRNA processing
Molecular function (GO): tRNA dihydrouridine synthase activity; flavin adenine dinucleotide binding
Source: RefSeq, a predicted model, not a curated record